Messenger RNA from Diaporthe amygdali, 1149 nucleotides. RefSeq lists its product as uncharacterized. Bases 1 to 1149 code for a protein of 382 amino acids. The transcript has a single exon. Lineage: Eukaryota; Fungi; Ascomycota; Sordariomycetes; Diaporthales; Diaporthaceae. The record is from RefSeq and is a predicted model, not a curated record.
AUGGCAAAAGAUAAGAGAAGUCGAUCGCGAAAGCCAUCUGGCAAGCUCGAGUCUGCCUCCAGAGCAGUGUCAACGGAUUCAGCCAUCCAAGAUUCCUCACCUUCUCCCUCUUCUACACCUGCCACUGAGGCUUCGAGCGAGCAGGCGCAGGUCGAUCCGACAGAUGGUAACGAGGAACCCUCGCACAUCAACCUGGCGGAUGAGCUCGAGGCCGCAGGCUUGGACAGCUCCGAUGAAGACAGCAAAGUAUAUGGGACGCAGGAAAGCCAACCUAGCUCAGCGCCUCACGUCGACAAUGUAUCCGAAGAAAUCUCGGGAUCCCAACGAUCUGGAGUAGAAGGACAAAACGAAGAGCCUCGUGGUACUGGGCCAGGACAACAGCCCACUCAAAAUAAGGAGGAUGGCGAGGCUCCGGACUCAAAUAGCGUGAGACCGGGGCGCUCUGAGGUAGAGUAUCAAGAGGAACUGAGCAAAAGAUUCGCCGCCGAAGAGACAGUUUCAAAGCUUCAAGCUGAGGCCGAGGCUGAUCGAAAGAGGUAUGAGGACGAUGCAAAGGCUGAAAGGGCAGAUUUUGAGCGAAGAAUACGGAGGCUGCAGCAGGAGAAGGAAGGCGAAAAGUUAAAGUAUGAGUCGAAGUUCGACGACAAAGACGGUAAGAUUCAGGAAUUCCAGGAGCAGAUACAGAAGCAUACCGACAAUGUGCAGAAGUUAACUACUGCCCUGGAGGAGUGUCAGAAGUCGCUAGCCGGUGAUGAUGCCGGCGCCGGCGAGCACAGGGGUGACCGUGGGGAUGAGAACGAGCAGUAUACGCUGCGUGGAGCACUCCAGAGGGAGCUCGAUGCAUCCAUGGGAGGCCUGCCGAGCCCCAGGAAUGGUCUUAGGCCUGGAAGUGCCCGAUUCCUCCUGGCUGAGCACGAGUACCUCCUGGACAAGAACAGCCAGUUGUACGAGGCGGUGCUCGCCACAGCCAAUUACGCAGAUGGGAGAGGUUCUUGGACCAGCGAUGAGGACAAGCGGCUUGUCGACGCGUUCAGGGUUGCCGUGGCAGAAAUGAAUGAAUUCUUAGAAAAGAAUGUCGAUAGGGCAGUGGAUUGCGUUGUGGAAUCCAAGAACGAUUGGGCUCUGUCGGCGAAGGAAAACGGCUGGUGA